This is a messenger RNA of Mangifera indica (mango), 1424 nucleotides long. Its product is annotated as nudix hydrolase 14, chloroplastic. Bases 81 to 1043 code for a protein of 320 amino acids. Lineage: Eukaryota; Viridiplantae; Streptophyta; Magnoliopsida; Sapindales; Anacardiaceae. Gene Ontology annotation, biological process: ribose phosphate metabolic process; nucleoside phosphate metabolic process. The record is from RefSeq and is a predicted model, not a curated record. The transcript is spliced from 7 exons. Gene Ontology annotation, molecular function: ADP-ribose pyrophosphatase activity; ADP-glucose pyrophosphatase activity.
AAUAGUCUGUCUGUUGGCCUAAAACAAACGGAACACGUGUAACACAUCACGCCAUCGUAGCCAUCUUCGUGAAGUGCGCCAUGUCUCAGCUCAUCUUCAGAUUCCCGAAAUUACCAGCCAUUUUGGCUUCCCUUACUCUAAUUGGCGCUACUCCUGCUCACAGAACAGCUUCGAUAAGGACAACGCGGACACCGUGUUCCAUGAUGCCCUCCAAUUCAUCACCUUCCCUUUUGACUCAUUCCAUCACUCUCCCGUGUCAACUCAACCAACCCGUCCACGUUGUCGCUGCUCCUGGCCUCUCUGAAACCGAGUUCAGGAGUGCUUUAGAUUCAAAUUUGUUCAAUCAAUGGUUGAAGAACUUGCAAGGCCAAACUGGGAUUUUGGCCGGUGGUGAUAUGCUUCUUAAACAAGUUCUCAUUCAGGGAGUGGAUAUGUUUGGGAAGCGGAUUGGUUUUCUGAAAUUUAGGGCAGAUAUUUUCAAUAAAGCGACAGGAAAAAAGGUUCCAGGUAUAGUAUUCGCACGAGGACCAGCUGUGGCAGUGCUGAUUCUUUUGGACUCAGAAGGUGAGACUUACGCUAUUCUUACUGAACAGGUUAGGGUUCCCACUGGGCGUCUAAUUUUGGAAUUGCCUGCUGGGAUGCUGGAUGAUGACAAGGGUGAUUUUGUUGGCACAGCAAUUCGGGAGGUUGAAGAAGAGGUUGGUAUUAACUUAAAUAUGGAAGACGUGGUUGACCUCACUGCCUUCCUGGAUCCAUCUACAGGAGGCAGGGUUUUUCCAUCUCCAGGAGGUUGCGACGAAGAAAUAAGCUUGUUUCUGUACAGGGGAAGUGUUGGAAAAGAAGUCAUCACGCAACUGCAAGGAAAAGAAACAGGUCUUCGCGAGCAUGGUGAGCUGAUUAAGGUUUGUGUGGUUCCCUACCGGAAGCUCUGGCAAAUCACCCCUGAUGCAAAGGUAUUGACAGCUAUCGCACUCUAUGAGAUGGCCCAAAGAGAAGGUCUCUUGCCAGUCAACCUUAUCUCCAAAUCUAAUCCUAAGGGUUAAUAAAACUGGUGGAAUAUUAAACUUCUAAGGGGAAGGUUUGGACUCGAAUCUCUAUCAAACUUGUGGAAUCUUAACUUAUCUGAUGCAGUGACAGUGAUUGUAGGUCUGUUUACUGUAUUCUAGAUUUAUCUAUCUAAUAAAAACCGGGGCCCUGUUAGCAAAAAAAAAAAACCGUAUCUCCAAAUCCUUUUAGCCACUUAGACAUUUUUUUUUUUGGUUGUCUGUUUAGGUAUUUAUCAUGUAAGCUGUCUGGAUGGUAUGGCACCAUUUUUUGGCAUUUUUUUUUUUUUUUGACUCUUAGUAAUUUAUCUUUUAGAUUUGUGAGCAAUGUUACCUGCAACCUAACAAGGUUACUGAGAAAAAAAAUAAUCAGUUUGAGAA